Molecule: messenger RNA, 372 nt
Organism: Saccostrea cuccullata (small rock oyster)
Lineage: Eukaryota; Metazoa; Mollusca; Bivalvia; Ostreida; Ostreidae
Exons: 2
Coding region: 1-372 (123 amino acids)
Source: RefSeq, a predicted model, not a curated record
AUGCUAUUUUGUAACUUUAUAAUACUGUUCAUAUUAGGUAUCUGGAUACACUGUAAUGGGGUUCUUGGGUCAAGCCCCGAUGGACUCAUUCGUCGUCCUGCUGCAUUCGGAUUCAGCUAUCAGAAUCCAGGACUCGCUGACAUAUUAGAGAUGUCAAACGUUAAGCCAGAAAUACUGGAGGUGAAAUGCCCCUUUUCAGCAAAGAGUAUGACAAUUCCAGAAGCUAUUGAAAAAGUACAUGAUUUCUGCCUAGAGGUUCAGGAUUUUAAUGGAGUCAAGUCCUUCAAGCUACGAGAGAACCACCAAUACUAUGAUCAAGUGCAAGGACAGCUUCAUAUAACUAGGAAAUCCUUGUGUGAUUUUAUGGUCUGA